Molecule: messenger RNA, 792 nt
Organism: Fusarium sp. VM40
Lineage: Eukaryota; Fungi; Ascomycota; Sordariomycetes; Hypocreales; Nectriaceae
Source: the annotation of a GenBank genome assembly
AUGAAGUUCUUUCAGCCUUUUGCCGUUUUUCUCUCUGCUCUCUCAUCCAUUGCCCCGAGCGGGGUGAUGGCGGAGGGAGAUGUAGACUACCAGCGUCUAAAGGGUACGGAGAUUAAGUACCAAGGACUGACACUAUACGUAUCCAAGCCUCACCCAUCGCUGGGCUACAAGAAGCCUGGAACUCGAACUGGCGUUCUUCUUCUGACCGAUGUUUAUGGCCUCAAGCUCAGAGAGAACCGCGAGCUAGCCGACAACUUCGCCAAGCAAGGUUUUAUCACAGUUGCACCAGACCUAUUCAACGGGAACCCAGCUCCAAGUGUAGACACUCCUGGGUUCAACAUCACCGAGUUCCUCGGCAAGUACCCUCCCAAGGUCACCGAUCCCGUCGUAGCAAAGGCAAUCAAGUACCUACGCAAGGAGCUUAAGGUUCAAAAAGUCGCUGCAUCUGGUUACUGCUACGGUGGACGAUACGUCUUCCGCUCGUUGGAUAAGAAUGGAGGUGUGGAUGUCGGUUUCACGGCUCAUCCCAGUCUGCUCGCUACUGAUGAGAUCAAUGCCGUCACAAAGCCUGUGUCUAUUGCCGGUGCCGCCCAGGAUGAGAUCUUUCCCCAGCCGCGCCAAGCUGAGACCGAUGCUAUUCUAACCAAGAUCGGCAAGCCUUUCACUUCGGUCUUGUACAGCGGUACCAACCAUGGAUUUGCUGUUAGGGCGAAUGCGUCGAUCCCGCAGCAGGUAUUUGCCAAGGAGGAGGCUUUCUACCAGGCCGUUCGAUUCUUCACCGCAUGGGACUAG